Tetranychus urticae (two-spotted spider mite) is the source of this 2646-nucleotide messenger RNA. NCBI's taxonomy places the organism in Eukaryota, Metazoa, Arthropoda, Arachnida, Trombidiformes, Tetranychidae. The record is from RefSeq and is a predicted model, not a curated record.
GAUUAAUUAAAACAUGUUGAUAACAAAAUUGAAAAGAUAAAUUAUAUUGAAUUGUUAUUAAUAGUUUUAACAUGAAAAAUAUUUUCCCUGGUUAUCGCAAUUCAAUUUCAGGUUCAAACGUAACAGCGCAAAGUUAAACAUUAAACAUUUAAACACGUUUUGUGCCAAUAAUCAAAUGAUUAAUGAAUAGCUUGUUCAACAGGUAACGAAAUAUGGAAAAAGUUGAUUGAGAAAAAAUUUGAAUGACACAAAAAAAACAAUCUUCCUUUCAAGAUCAUUAGACAACUGCUCGUAAAUUCAUCAUCAUUAUCAUCAUCAUCCGGUCUCCAGAUGAUUGAGAUUAAACUAUUUUUUGCUUUCUCACAAAUAUCAAGCUGAUGAUGAGAAAAAUAAAGUUAAAGUGAUUGGAAGGGGAUUUAUAACUGUUCAAGAUGCAAGAUGUUACCCUUUUAUCCCAAUAUCAAACAUUUGGUUGGAGGCACAAUUUUUUUAUAAUAAGCUUGCCCUUAUUAUUGUGAUAACUUGAAAAUUCCCAUAGACAUAAAUUGGAAAUAAUGUUGAGUAUAAUAAGGAAACCGUUGGCCUUGCAUCGAAAGUAGGUCCUAGACUCUCAACAGGAAAAAAAGUCGGUCAAAAGAGCAGAGGGAAGAUGAGUGUGUGAAAGAGAGAGGGAGAGAUGAAAGGAAAGAGAGGGAGGGAAGAUGAAGCGUUUUUUAAGGGAGGAAGUGAAUCCAUGUUUAUCUUCAAUCGGUUUUUGUUACAGAGAGAGGAAGAGCUUUUUAAAGCUCUCUCGGUUACUCAGCAAUUAAAUUUCACCAGCAACUAAUGCAUAACAAUUAUUGACUUCAUGUUCUCAUUGCAUGGCAAAAAAAUUCAACCUUUCUUCAAUAAUUAACAGAUUUCGGGCUUCAUUUCAGUCACUUUUGGUCACUUUGUUUAAAUUCAUGUGAAAAUGCAAUUAUCAUACAAAACUUAGGUUUUAUUAAGUAUUCAUCUUUUAGUUAGAGGUUUAGGAUUAAUUAAUGAUUAUUAUUACAAUAAUAGCAAUAACAUUUCCUCCUUCCUUCAUUUCAAAUAAACUUGAUUCUUUGUGUUUCAUUUCCUUUUUUCAUCAUCAUCAUCGUUUCAUUUUGUUUUCAUUUGAAAAUUAAUUCAACCUCUAUUUUGCAUUGUUUCAAUCAAUUGUUGAUUCAAAUUGGAUGUCACUAAGUUUACACCAUUGACCUUUAAUUGUACAAGUAAUUGUCACUUUUUACAAAGGUUAACCAGGCCGAAGGAGUUUGUUUCAAUUAGCAAGUGAUCAGGAAACAAUAUCAUCCUGUAAUUUGAACAUUUUAAACAACUUUCAUUGAGAAUCAAUUGAAUGGUUAAACAUUUCAAGAAGAGUAAAAUUAAGUCAAAAGUCAAAUUACAAAGCUAGGUUGCGAUCAUUGAAGCUAAACGGUCAAAAUAGGUAAUCUAAAUGAAUAGGUAAAGGCCUAAUUUUUUUGUCAGUUGGCCUUUUUUACCUGAAAAAAGUGUCAAAUUUUGUUAAUUAAAUGGUUUCUUGUUUUGUAGAUUAGUGAAUCAAUAGAAAAACCGAGAUUGAAAUAAGGAUAAAACCCGAAUCAAGAGUAAAUCAUCACCAAAUUAACUAAUUUCAAUAGAUGAAGAUUUACUUUUUUUGUCAUGGACAAGACUUGAUAGUAUAUAAGUUAAUUUGCAAGUUAGAUUAACAAUUAGUUAGUGAUCGACAUCAAACACAUCAAGAUCAGUUCAACGCGAGUCGGAAUUACUUGGAAACGCAAACCAACUCUUUGCUUAACGGGUUAAACUAGUUGUUGUGUUGUGUCAAAUUGAGUUUUGGUUAAGUGAUCAAAGAUGAAAUCAUAUUUAUUAGGAUUGCUGUUCGUGAGUUUUGUAUUUCUAGUCACAGCUCAUCACCAUCAUUGUCACAAACAUAAAUGCUGUAAAAAAGAGGUUCAUCAUCAUCAUGAUCAUGAAGGUAAGAAAGUCUUCCAUAAACAUGGACAUGGCCAUGGUCAUAAACACUCUCAUAGUCACGCCAAUCAUCAUCAUCAUCAUCAUAAACAUGAUGGCCAUUCACACGAUCAUGGUCAUCAAGGUUACCAACAAAAUAUUGUAACUCAUCAGCUAGUCAACAAAGGAAACCCUCAAACAGUUCAACGGGUUCAAGGAUCGUUGCUCAAUAACUUGUUGACCAAUGGAGCUCAAAAUGGUGCGAUUCUGUUCAGAACUGCUCAAAAUGGAAAUGUUUACCAAGCAGUUCAACAAGGCGUCCAAAAUGGACAACAAGCGACCCGAGCUUACAUCUUACAACAGCCCGGGUUGGCAGAGCUUGGACGCAAUGGUAAAUUGGCUGAAAUACUUUCGGGCAACAGAGUAAUCCUGGUCUAAUGAUUACCAAAAAAAGGAAAAUCUGAUUAAACAAAAUUCCACAGAAAACACAAUCAACUUUACCUCUCAACUCACUUGGUAGGUAUUCAACAAUUGUACCUGAACCAUGAUUUUUUUGUAAAUUUAAUACAAUCACUAAUUUAUUACCUCAAAACUUGAAAGUAUCAAUAAAGUAAAUUUCAAUCAAUCAAAAAAAAAUGUUCAAGUUGAAACAUUUCUCUUUGUUUCUUGUAAGCUCACAACUAUGCU